Messenger RNA from Symbiodinium necroappetens, 883 nucleotides. The record is from the annotation of a GenBank genome assembly. NCBI's taxonomy places the organism in Eukaryota, Dinophyceae, Suessiales, Symbiodiniaceae.
GAAGCUAAAGACAAAGAGUAUUCGUGCGACGUGACGACCAACACGGCGAUGUUCUUCCAGAUGACCAUGUCCGUCACCCUUUGCGUCUUUAUCUACGAGGGAACAUCCUACAAUUUGAUUUUUUUGGGGCGGGUCUUACCCGCCUUGGGAGAGGCAAGUCUAGUACCUUUCUUCUUUCUGCUUUUCAACAUCGUUUGGGUCUUGGCCCUUUGCGCCUACCUGCGGGCCUUUCUGGCCGAUCCAGGGCGGGUCCCGACUUCGUGGCAUGAAUUCGUGCUUGAGGUCGGAUCCGCUCUGCCGGUCGUUCCCUCGACGGCCAGAUGGACACCGGGGAAGGCGACCUUCUGCCGGAAAUGCAGCAUCCCGCGACCCGAGCGGGCUCACCACUGCAACGUCAGUGGCUUCUGCGUCCUUCGCAUGGACCACUACUGCCCUUGGGUCAACAACUGCGUUGGGCUUGGCAACUACAAGUUCUUCUUGCAGCUGGUGGUCUACGGCAGCUUAGCAUCGUUCAUUGGCAUCGCUACGUCCUUCCGGGAAUUUCUCCUCUGCGUUGGCAAACUCGCCGGCAUUGAAGACAACCUGUGGAAGGAAGAUCUUCAGAUCACGGACAUGGUGGCCUUUAUGAUGUUUGAAGGUCUCGCUGUGUUCCUUUGCAUCUUGCUGCUGCCAAUGCUGUUUACCCACGUGCCACUGGCACUCAGCAACACGACGGCCAUUGAGGCCAACUACGACAACAUGGCAAAUCCCUACGACUUGGGCAGCAAGCUGGCCAACCUGGAGCAAGUCUUUGGCGUCUUCGGGCCCGAUUGGUUCUUCCCGGUGCAGCCGUUCGAGCCGCUAGGCGACGGAGUCAGCUUUCCUCGCUGGGACGAGCCAUUGG